UUGUCUCAGUGAGAGUGAUAGAGCCUAGAGCUUUGAAAGAGUAUAAUUUGGCAUUUUGCCCACUCCAUUAUUUCAAGCUGAGAGAUAAUUCGAGUAUUAAUUAGUCUCAGAUUUUUCAAGAACAAGAUUUACACAACUACAUACAUUUUAUUUAUUAUUUUGCAUUUUCUGGAUAUGCUCAAAAUUUGUAUAGAAUAAAAUAAUGCAAGUGAUUCGAACGUCUUUACCCUCUCCAGUUCUUCAUUCCCGCUCAAGGGGGAAGACUGAGAAUUUAGUUGUAAGAUGCUCCAUUAAGCGUCCGGCUUCAGAUAAUGGCAUUCCUAAACAUAUAUUCUCUGGGUUGGUAGCUUCUUGCAUAGUUUUCUCCCAAGCCAAUUUGGUGUAUGGGGCAGAUCUUCCUCGUCGCGAUAGCAUAGGCUUGCUUGCUGAUGUCUCUAGCAGUACGGUUCCAUUUCCUCUUGAUGAGAAUUCUAGUAAUGCAGAUGGGAAGGAGGUGAUGAUGAUGAUGAUGAGAGGUAUGACAGCUAAAAACUUUGAUCCUGUUAGAUACUCUGGCAGAUGGUUCGAGGUGGCCUCUCUUAAACGUGGAUUUGCUGGACAAGGCCAGGAAGACUGUCAUUGCACCCAGGGAAUAUAUACAUUUGAUAUGGAGGCACCUGCAAUUCAAGUUGAUACUUUCUGUGUACACGGGGGUCCUGAUGGGUACAUCACCGGUAUAAGGGGAAAGGUUCAGUGUCUCUCAGAGGAGGAUAAGGAGCUGAAAGAAACUGCUUUGGAGAGGCAAGAGAUGAUCAAAGAGAAGUGCUACCUGCGUUUUCCUACUCUGCCAUUUAUUCCGAAGGAGCCAUAUGAUGUGAUUGCAACUGAUUAUGACAAUUAUGCUAUUGUCUCAGGGGCCAAAGACAAAAGUUUUGUCCAGAUCUACUCAAGAACACCUAAUCCUGGACCUGAGUUCAUCGAGAAGUACAAAAAUUACCUAGCAGACUUUGGAUACGACCCAAACAAAAUCAAGGAUACUCCCCAAGAUUGCCAAGUUAUGUCAAACAGUCAACUUGCUUCAAUGAUGUCUCAAUCCGGAAUGCAACAGGCUCUAACCAAUCAGUUCCCUGAUCUUGAAUUAAAGUCUUCUGUAGCAUUUAAUCCCUUCUCAAGUGUACUUGAGACAUUGAAGAAGCUUCUUGAGCUCUACUUCAAGUAGUAGUGAAUCUCAUGUAAUGAUGCUUCUUGCAUGUAUUUCCAUUGUAAUUUUGUUAAAAUCACAUUAACAUUCAUCACGUCUAACAAUUCCAAAUGGCAGCCUAUUAUUAAUAUUGUUGCUGUACGCCUGUACAAGCAGGUAUUUGUAAGAUGAGCCUGUAUUCUAAUUAGGAUCCUCUGUUUGAAGAAAGAUCACAAAUACUCGCAUGAGAUGGUCACACAAUAGCUUAUUGUAAAAUAGGUUUGAUUCUUUA
Chenopodium quinoa (quinoa) is the source of this 1451-nucleotide messenger RNA. RefSeq names its product chloroplastic lipocalin-like. Gene Ontology annotation, molecular function: small molecule binding. The record is from RefSeq and is a predicted model, not a curated record. The transcript has 5 exons. Lineage: Eukaryota; Viridiplantae; Streptophyta; Magnoliopsida; Caryophyllales; Amaranthaceae. Bases 203 to 1198 code for a protein of 331 amino acids.